Porites lobata is the source of this 9075-nucleotide messenger RNA. The record is from the annotation of a GenBank genome assembly. Lineage: Eukaryota; Metazoa; Cnidaria; Anthozoa; Scleractinia; Poritidae.
GUUGCCAAGAGCAAAAGCUAAACGGAAGAUGUCUGCCAGCGAGAGAGAAUUUAUAUUUGAUGCCGUUAUCGGCUAUUUAACCUCCCCGAUAUGGAAUUUUCCGGUUCGCACUUUUAUAGAACAUAAUUCUUUAGGUAUGCUGCAGUUUCCCCAUUCAUUUUGGGAAUUUUAUUCCCUGGGUUUUUGUUGAUAUUGUUGAUUGUAAAUUUGGCGAAAUGCAGUCAUUUUGUAUUCUUUGAAUCCAUUUAUUAUGAUUUCUUCUUUGAAUGCUUUGACAGUUUUUGAUCCAGAUGGAGAAAAUCAUGAGGAAUAUAAAAAAAUACACAAAUCAUACAAGGACAUGGUAAGAAAACUUUAUUUUUUUUCUCCUACUGUUUGCUCAAGAUUUGCUAUUUGGAAAUAAUCUCGAGACUUCAAAUAUUUUAAGCUUUUUUAAGUGUUUGUCGCUUGUAUUUAAUUUGUGGAGUCGUUUUGCAGAUGUUACAAAACAGAAUUCUGUAAAUUGCUCCCAGUUAAUUUUUCAUGAUUUUGAAAUGAUAUAAAAGAGAUACUGGUGGGACACUCACUCCAGGAUUCCAAACAUGAAUGAUUAAAAAACUGAUAUGUAUCUUAUUAGUUUCCGCCCAUGAAUAAAUUCAUGUUUUUUAUUUAUUUUUUUUUUUUGUAUUAAACUUUCAGUAGGCAGAUUUUCAUUGCACUUUGAAGGAGAAGUUUAAAUUAAUUAAAUUCAAAAUAUGAAAUGUACUAGCUAUAUAUCUAAAAUCCCAAAAUCCCUAAUGAGCCAGUAAUUUUCUUUGAUGAUGGCAAGAGAAAAUGAUAAAAGAGAGCAAAACACCCAUACAUGGCUAUCUUCCUGUAAAAAAAAUUUGUAAAUAUAUUCUUGGUUCUGCGCAAUGUUUCAAGGAUAUUUUUAGGAUGGCUCCAUAUUGUUUGGUUGGAAUGGCGCAUGUAAUUUUACACCAAAUAUUGGGGAACUUUUGCCUUCCGGGGUUUGAGCGCAUCUCUCUCUUUCUCCCCUGCUUUGUUUACAAUACAUGAUUUGGGUGGGUUCCCCCACCCUCCGCACCCACACACUCACACAGAGCUGUGCUCUAAGAAACAAUGUAGGGAGCCCAUUGCUCUGAAUCUGUUAAAUUUAGGGUGCCCAGUCUGUGAGGAGGAAGGGUGGCGGAGUUGUCAGAGUGCUGGAGUUAUAAUCUGGAGGCUCUGUGUUCAAUACCUUCCCUAACUACUAGCUGGAUUUGUUCUCAGUAGACAGGAGUUCAACUCCUCAGUCACCAUUGUAAAUUAGGCAACUGGCAUACCACCAGCCAGUUGGGUUUCUUAACUUUGGGGCCCACAAUAAAAACUUCUCAGUCGUUUACAAGUAAUUGUGUACCCCCAUCAAGUCUUUUUUUUUUUUAAUUUCUGAUGUAAAAAAAACUGAAGACUUCCUUGUUGGGCAAGAGUAAAAUUUAAGGAGCCUGGGAUUGCUGGGUUCUGCUUGUUUCUACCCCACCUCCCCUGCCCCUCCAAAAGAAAAUUCAUUGCUUAUGGACAUUUAAUUAUAUGCUGUAAUAAUCUCCUCUCAUUAGUAGUUCUAACCUCUUCCUAUAGUACACAUUAUGGUAAAAUGUGGUGUUGAUCAGUCACCUGAUUAUACAGGAGUACGUGAUAUCUCAAUGGAAUGAUGUCAACCCAAAUAUUUUUUUGGAAGUAGGUGUUUCUUGGAGCAAAAAAUAUAUAAAAUGCUACCAAAAGCAACAAAAUGGUUAAUGACUUAGCACAAUAUUUUUUUAGGUCAAGUAUAAAAAAUUGUCUUGUCUUAACAAAAUAAUGUAUUUCCAUGUGAAUAAAGGGAAAUAUAUUUUAUAUUGGGACUUUUGGAUCAUGUUAGGGAAAAAGAAUAAUUAUAUAUUAUUAGUUCCAUUUAUAAAGAGGUUGACAAAAAGGGAUUCAAUUAACAUUCUCAUACCUAGGCUGGAGGAGGAAAAUCAGUUUUACCUUGAUGUAUAUCAACAGGUUUACAAUACUGAGGGUUCUGCUGGGUGACAAAAACUUCCAUGUGACUAGAUUGCCUUGAGUUAGAGGAGAAACCGUGCUGGGCUACAGGGUUGUCAAUAAGUUUUUUUUAAGUAUGUGGCAAAGGCUUUGGAGUAGGUGGGGAAGGAAAAAAACACAUGGCAAAGGUGCAACUUGCGAGUGCAGAAGGUGAAAAAUUUUAAAAUCUGUGCCUCUUAGAAUGCAUUUCCAGCAUUUCUGGGGCAAAAAUUAGACUGUUUGAACAUAACACAGAUAUCAUUAAAUUUUGGCCUUUUUAUUCAAUGACAGCACAUGAAUACUCUGGGGUAAUUUCCAAAGAAAAGUAGGUGGCGAGUUCAUGUGAAAUAGCCGGCAAAUUUUGGGGGGCUAACAUGUUUUAAUGGUAACAAGUUGUCGAAUGGGUAAGUAGCAUUUACUGGAAUGAAAGAGAGGGUUAUCAGGUCUGCAUGGCUGGUCCAAAAGUUUCAGCAACAGCUUACCGGAAAGCGAGAGUGUCUUUUAAAUAUUCAUCUUGCCCUCAGCUAUGGCAAACAUUCAAUUCGUUACUUUGGACCUGUACUAUGGAAAAGACUAGUUACAUAACAUGGUCAAGCAAUCACCUAGUCUUCAGUCUUUUAAGAACGUUAUCAGAAAUUUAGAUAUUUCUGGUAUUUUAGAAAAUAACUUUGGCUGUUAUUUGUUGUGACCUUUGUAGAUCCCGAUUUUAUGAUUUUAAGAUUUUUAAGAUUUUAAUACAUAUUAUUAUGAAUUAUUAUGUAUUUUAGAUUAGUGUGCCCAAUUAGCUAUGUUAUAUUUUGUAUAGCUAAAUUAUACGUUUGACACUUAGAUAUUAAAAGUUCUUACGGUACGUUAUGUUAUAUGUCCUGCUCCAGAAAUUGGGUUUCCACUGUAAAAAUGACAUAAUUCUGUUAAACACUUGCCUAAAUGAGGACUGCCUUAACAUUCAACUUAUUGUUUUGUUGUUUAAGGUGGAUAAGUUAUUGGCAAGCUUUUUGAAAGAUGUUGGAAUAACUGCGGAACAGUUUAUGAAUGCAUGUAAAGAAGGAAGUGGAAGUCCACAGUUCAGUAGAAUGCAUAGGGUAGGUUCAUUCAUCCAGAAUUCCUGGAGAAAUCCUGCAGGAAUAACUUCUAAAGAACUAAAAAACAGGUCAUGAAUGUAUGCAAAGAAGGAGGUUUAGUGGAAAGAGUUGCUUCUACACUUAAUCAGGAUUUGUACUAUUCCUGGAACUUUUUGGUGAACUCCUGGAAUAUAAACAUUUGUACCACUCAUGUAUUCAGAAAACAUUCAUGUAGGCAUUCAUGUGGUUUUGUUCAAUCAGGGUUGUCAAAAGUAGCUGGCUGCCAGCAAAAAUCGCUGUCUACUUGGUUAGUAUUGGCCGGCUACUCUGCUUGGCAUUUCUUUAUGGAUGCGUUUUUUGAAUAAGAUAUCCCUGGACUGGCCGCUUACUUUGACAACUCAGUAGUCUACUUCAAAACUUUCUCACAACACUGUUUCAAUUAACAUUUCUUCUUUCUUUUGACAUGUAUAAAGGAUGUCUUUGACCAGCUGUGGGCUGCAGAGGAUUAUGAGGUGUUUAAACAAUUAAUGAUUCAGAAGAAUAUUGAGCUGCAGCUACAAGCCUUGCAGAUUAUUCAACACAUUCACAAUGUCCCAAUGCCUAUGCCAGUGCCUGGACCUGUCCCCACCCCACCUAGUGCAGCUUCAACCCCUGGUUCCCCCCCUGCUUCUAUCAUUGAUGAGGAUGCUAUAAUGCAGGAGGUAUUGAGAAGGUCUAAGGAAGAGUAUGAAUCACAGAAGAGUGGUAAAGGAAAAGCAGAACAGGAAUUUGAGAAAACAUUAGCAGAGUCCAAAGAGGAAAGUGAGAGGUAAUGGUUAGAGUAAGUUGUCAUAGCCUGUGAAUGUUAAUACAGGAAGUAUACAGCCGUCUUUCCUCACUCUCUGCCUAAAACGUCUUUUACUUUAGCAGGAAGGAGCGAGGAGAUACGGCUGAAUUUGGCAAACUAGAUUUUUAACUUUAUAAGAUAACCAGCAAGGUAAGUUUCGCAGAACAAAACUAAGUAUGUUUAACACUGAAAGCAUUUUGAGGACGGUUACAGCAGAGAUUCAAUCCCUGUCAACUAAAAAACGGAGGUCUUAGGAGCGACAUAGCAGCUCCCACAAGUGCUGAAUGUGUGAGCCUCUAGGGGAACCGGCAGCAUGCUCUCCAGGGAAAAAUUUGAAGAUAUGUGCCUUCAAGAUGCCAUUUCCUGCUUUUUGAGAUCACAGUCAACGGAAAUACUGCACCCAAAAUUAUUUCAGGCUCAUGAUCAGAUGACAAAAGGGUAAAAAUGGCUGAGAAACCAGUGGCAGAAAAGCAGCAAAGCGUGCUAAAAAGACUCGUUAAGCAGAGAAAUGGAAGAGUUUCCAAAACGCGAAUAAUGUUAAGCAAAAACAGGAGGUUUGCAGCCAAAUGGGAGGGUUGGAAUCUCUGCAAUAGGUUAACAGAUUAUGUUGGCCCUUGUUGAAGACAGGACUGCCAUUUCUACACGGUCUUCCCUGAAGCUCUAGCCAUUUACAGUGCGAACAAAGCCAGUAUAUGUAUAAGCAUCUUCAUCUGAGUUCUUUGACCUCCCACUCUGCAGUCCAGUCCAGUCCAGUCUUUACCAAAUGACUUAUCCCUGCUGUAGGUUCACAGUACACAAUCCAACCAUCCCUACUGUACUCUAAAUACACAUAUGCUGAUGAUUAUUCAACAAUGAUAACUGUCCGGACUUGAAUAUAUUUCAACAUUUCUCCUCGGAAGAACCACAUAAGCUUGUCAUUAUAAUGCUGUUGUUCUAAUCGUAACCUGCUCUAGCCAACCUCCGCUGGCCACCCAAAGACCAGAAAGUGUUGUCACAGACAAUGGUGAAUGUUCCAGGUGAUACGACUCUCUUCCUCAGUUAGUCUCUUCUAUCUAUUUAUUCUUUUCCUACCUCUUGUUUGUUAUUGAAAUAGGCAUUCUGUUUGUCAGCAUCUGUUUGUGGUCAGCAGCAAGCAUUUUUCUUUCUUUCCCAUCCCUCUCACCUCGCCUAUUCCUUUGCUCCCCCUUUCGCGUCCCAAUGCUUUUCUCACUUGACUAACAUAUGCUGAUGAACAGUAAAAUAAAUGGUCAACAGUAACAACCGUCCGGACUAAAAUAUAUUUCAACAUAUCUUCUCUCAACAACCAAAUAAUUUUGUUUCUUAACCUGCUUUCCUAGCCAACCUCCGUCCUCCCAAAGACUGGAAAGUGUAGUCACAGAUAGUGAACAUUCCAGGUGAUAAGACUCUGUUCUUCAACUAAUCUCUUGAAUCUAUUGAUUUCUCUCUUGGUCAGCAGCAGGCGUUUUCUUUCUUCCUCCACCUCUCCCACCCCGGCUAUGCUAUUACCCACCUCUUGCGUCCUCACACUUCUCCCGCUUCACUAGAACAAAACGAAAAUGACUAUUACACAGGCUGCUGACAGACUUUUUUCAUUAAUUCAUUUUUAUUAGUAAAAAUUCCGUGACUUUGUCAGUGCGCUUAACCACACAAAAAUGUUCAUCAUUAAUGAUUGCUAUUUCUUAUUGUUUCACGUCACAUCUCGCUCUUAAUUCCUUCAGAAAAUCUUUAAACUUUUCAGUCCCGGAGAAGGUGAUCACCGAAGAAAGUACGAGGUGCUCAGUGGUCUUUCAUCAUUCUUUCUAUUUACUUGAUGUGAUUGUUCAUUAUGAGAACAAGGGUAGUAAAGAAGUACUCUUGCUGUCAUGGUACUCUGUUCUUUCUUAAGUCAUAUGUCACUUUGUUGUCUUGGGCAAGAUUAGAUAUGUUUUCUAUCGCUUGCCCCUCUACUAUCUUCAAUUCUUUCAAACCUUUACCUUGAAGAACAGUAAGAAGACCUUGCCUACCCUCAACAAUAAUAGUAAAGAAGUUGAAGUUGAAGUUGAACAAUCUUUCCGCUACGUCAGACAUAUUCAAUAUUAUUCAUGAGCCAGGUGUUAGGGGUGUUAGGGGUGUUAGGGACGCAUUCCAUGAAUUACUUUGCAUCUUUGGGGAUUUUUAUGCGUCAAGGAUGCAGAAAGUAGAGGUAACAAAAUCCCUGCUCAUGCACUUUCCCCACUCAGAUUAGAUUACGAGUAUUCCCUUAUUUCCCUCUGGGGUAGUAUAGCGAGCGAAACACGUGAGCGCGCGUGAAAAUCGCCACCCGCGAGCAAGGCGACCUUCGGAGGGAAGGGAGAAAACUUUCCUUCCAGUUCUUCUCGCGCGUGGCGAUUUUUACGCGCUCGCGUAUUUCGCUCGCUCAACCAUCCCUGAAGAAAUGAGGGACUGUUUGCAGUCUACAUUCAGACGUUCAGGUAGGUCUUGGCUCAUUAUUACGCUGUACCGUGUGAACUUAGGAUAGUGUUGCAUACCAUACAGAAAGGAAGACACAGCUUUGAGUAAGUGAAAGAGUUGCAGUUCAAUUAAAUGUGGUCUGUAUGUGGGCAUGUGGCCUUUUCUUAUUUUUUCUUCCUUUUUAGGCUAAGGGAAAUAGCAAAAAAAGAACAUGAAGAAUUAGAAAAGCUCUUCAAAUUUCACUAGAAGCGCAGAAACAGCAAGCAGCUGAAGCCGAAAAAUUACGUGAUGAAGUUAAGCAGUCGACUGUCCAACCUUCUGCUAAACCUCCUGUUGUCGAAAGCAAACAAGCAGCCAAGACCUCCCCUGUGGAGAGUAAACCAGUCCCGAAGCCUUCCCCUUCAAGCACAAAAUCUCCUGCACAGGACACCAAACGUUUGGAAAAACCCCAGACUACAGGGUUACCACCUUUGUCAGGGAAACCGAAGAAAGCAGCAGAUACACCGGCUGAUGCAGCUGCAGGAUGGCUGCAAAGUGCUAAGGAGGAUGCUGCUAGUAGCACAGCCACGCCAGUUCAGGUAGAAUGACGAUUAUUAAGACAAGUAGCUGUUGACUGUAUUGUUGAAGUGCAGUUUUAUUGAAGAAAAGGUCUUGGCGAACCCAUCUACUGUUCUACUUUUUCUUCUUCGCAUCCAUUAAUGACAUGCUUUCACGAUUUUUCCCGCGCUUUUGGCCGUCUAUAUUUGUGAUUGGUUGAUUGGAUUUUCUCGCUCUUGCCGUCGGCUGCAUUUAUUUGCUUUGAGUUGUGAUUGGUUGAUUGCAUUUUCCCUGCGCUGUUUGUAGGCUACGUUUGUUUGCUUUGAGUUGUGAUUGGUGAAUUGGAUUUUCUAGGUUUGACUAUGAAGACUAUGAAGUUGGUCAUCUCUUUCUGAGAAAACUCUUACAACCCAUCUAUUGUUGUCUAAAAUUUUUGUUCUUUGAUGUUUCCUCGUAGAAGCAAGAAAUAACUCCUGAAGAGAUGAAAAGACGCUCUGAGUACCUAAAGCAGCAACGAGACAAACUCCUUGCAUUAAAAAGACAGGAACGCGAGAAAAGCUUGACGAAGUAUACCGAACAGGAGUCGAAGGCUCGGCCGACGUCCGCUCAUACAGCUCGUCGAGUCACCGCUGGCGAGCAAGUUGAUUCUCCGCCGUCAAAGAGCAGCCAGGAGGAUGCGAACAAGUUAGCCAUGCGCAGAGCUCUUGCGGACUGUUUGAAACGGGAGGUCAUUGACAAGGAGUAAAUUGCACUAAAUAGAAAAGAAACUUUGUUCCAGUUUCUGCUUGUUAUGUAAAGUCAUUUUAAGAUAAUUCAGUAACACGAAAAGUGACUUAAGAGACAGUCGAAAAGCGCAACAAUGCAAUUGAAACCCGACGUUAGCUCAUGACCUUGUAGUCAUUCACAAAUUUGGUAUUAUAGCACGUUUUCUAAAGAUUUAAGGAUAUGUUGUAAGAAAUGUGAAAGUUGGCGUAAAAGAAAAACGGACCGGCUUGCCUUGCCCCUUUGCAGCGUUUUCCGUGACAUAUCGACAUAUCCGAGCUUUGCCCUCAACGAAUAAUCUGCGACCAGCUGUUUCAAGUUUCAAGUGUACGAUGCAGCCUCGUAAUCGUUUCGUUUUCUUUUAGUUGUAGUUAAUGUAAUUUUAUAAAUGUAAACAAGUUUAUAGUUCGCGUAGGUACGUUCUUUGAGACUGAGAUCCGGCCAGCAUCCUUAAAUGUAACAGAAAUGCAACCAGUAAGAAACCAAUUUCACUCUUAGAGGAAGAAUUUAGUACUUUUAUAAAUGCUUGCGCCUUGAAAGGUCGAUGAACAUUAGACCGCAAAAAGGGAUUUUCGCCUGCCCUUUCGUGUCCUAUGAUUCAUCUCUAUUUCAAGUUUUGAUGCUUGUGUAUGAGCGAGGGUGUUCAGUUAGUGCACUACCUCUAAAUCGUUUUUCGUUUUGGCUUUAGAGGAAAUAUGCACUUACGCUUAGUAGAAAUUAUAUAAAAUGGUUAUAAAACUGCAGGCAGUUUAAAAUGAGAAGUUACUUUAGCUAAAGUUAAUUUUUUUCCGACCAGGUGGUCAUUUAAUCUUUCUUCCUGAUUAAAAGUUAGUUCUUGAAAAGAGUGAUCAUAAUCGGAAAUGAUUAGUGCAAAGUCAGGUCAUUGUCUCAUUACACUCUUGACAGAAAAUGUAGUUUUAAUUAAUGUCUAUCUUCGCAGUGUCCUUAGCUUGAAGAACAUGCAUUAUUUUCUCGUGUUUUUCAGGCGAGCGAGGAGGAUACGAGACACGCGUGUCGGGGGAAGGCGCGAAACAUAUACCUCCCCCGAUUCGCCCCUCGCUCGCUUUGCGUUUGCCUUUGCACUCCUGAAAACGAAAAAUAACACUUUUCAAUUUUUUCAUUUUGAAGGAAACUUUUGUAGUAACAAGUAUCACUUAACUUUAUUUCCAAGACAUCUACCUCUUAUGACCCUUGUCAUUAUGGGUGAGGUUUAACAUGCACGCCAUAAGUGUUGUCACAACUCGGAUUGGUUUGACUAAUCAAUUAAAAUUAAAUAGUUUUGAGUUUUCUGUCUUUUUCAGAUUGCAAAUGCUUUGUCGAAAAUCAUUGUGGAAAACUCUUUCUUCGUUUUGUCGUUACAUGCUUGAAUAAUUUAAGUUUAAUUCAUCGUCCCAUUACAUGCUGCCAUCUAGUUGUCUCUCUAGAAAUAAAGAAUCAUUG